AUGCGAGCAUCCUGUCCUCGAGCCGCGCGUUGGGCAGCUCCCUUCCGCCCAUCAUGGAACCGAUCCCUACAACAUAACAGCCUCCGCCACGUCCGACACGAUGUCGCGAUUCCCGCCCACCCAUUUCCGCCGACGAAAGGGCACUGGCGAAGCUUCUCUUCGAAUAGACCUGCUCGCUUCAUACUAGAUGGAGACUCUACAAUCUACGCUCUAUCCACUGCUCCCGGCAGAGCAGCCAUUGCAGUCGUGCGCGUCUCCGGACCUUCCUGUGUAUCGAUAUAUAAUGCGCUCUGUCCCCAAGCACCGCUCCCGAAACCGCGCCUCGCAGCCCUCCGCACCCUCUACGAUCCACACCAGAUGCCAUCUGCGAACAGCGUCCUCGAUGCCGGCGCGCUAGUUCUCUACUUCUCCGCGCCAAAGACCGUGACUGGCGAAGAUGUACUCGAGUUCCACAUCCAUGGCGGCCCGGCCAUCGCCAAAGCGGUACUGGGAGCCAUCGCGCGAACAAACAACCCUGAUACCGUUGUUCGGUAUGCAGAACCAGGCGAGUUCACCCGCCGCGCAUUUAUGAACGACCGACUCGGUCUACCCCAGAUCGAAGCAUUGGGGGAUACACUAUCCGCCGAGACGGAGCAGCAACGCCGACUGGCCGUGCGGGGGUCGAGCGACGCAUUGCUGAAUCGAUACGAGUCCUGGCGCCAGCAGCUGUUGUAUGCGAGGGGAGAGCUGGAAGCCUUAAUUGAUUUCAGUGAGGACCAGCACUUUGACGAGUCGACUGAGGAACUGGUUGGAUCGGUUGCAGGACAGGUGCGCACGUUGCAGACGCAGAUUGCGUUCCAUAUACGCAAUGCCUCGAAGGGGGAGUUGCUGCGCAAUGGGAUCAAAGUUGCACUGUUGGGUGCGCCCAAUGCGGGGAAGAGUUCGUUGCUGAAUCAGGUUGUGGGGAAGGAAGCUGCGAUUGUUUCGACAGAGGAGGGGACUACGAGGGAUAUUGUGGAUGUGGGUGUUGACCUGGGCGGGUGGUUUUGUAAGCUUGGGGAUAUGGCUGGUAUUCGGGCUGAUACUCCUGGGCUUGGAGAGGGUGUUGUGAUUGGGGCCGUGGAGAAAGAAGGUAUUCGCAGGGCGAGGGCGAGAGCUUUGGAGUCGGACGUUGUCGUGGUGGUGGUCUCUGUGGAAAAGGAUUCAAAUGGUGCCAGUGUUCUUAUCGAACCGGAGGUGCUUGACGCAGUGAAUGACUGUCUGGACGCUGGGAAGUGUCUUGUUGUGGCCGUCAACAAAUGCGACAGACUCCCUGCUGCCCGGCGAACCGGCGUUCUCCCAGAGGCAAUAGCCAACAGGAUCCACGAAGUCUUCCCAGCAGUCCCGCUGGACCGGAUCUUCGCCAUCUCAUGUGAAGAAGCACAGCGUGGUGCAUCAUCUUUAACAGAAUUGGACCCGGGAAAUCUACAAGGAUUCCUCCGCGGCCUGAUCUCGACCUUUGAACAGAUUGCUUCACCCGAAGGCGACGAAAGCGGUCAAUAUGACACAUCUUAUUGGCAAGAUUCACUCGGCGUGACACAUCGCCAAAGCUCUAAUCUACAAAGAUGCCUCGACCAUCUCGAUGAUUUCCUGUCUCAAGCUUCUCCUGCUCAUCCUCCGCGCGAGAACUCUGGCGUCAACACCCUUGAGCUCGAGGUAGAUAUCGUGACCGCGGCGGAACAUCUGCGCUUCGCGGCAGAUAUGCUGGCGAAAAUCACUGGCAAGGGCGAGAGCGGUGAUGUUGAGGAUGUGCUGGGUGUUGUCUUUGAGAAGUAA
Molecule: messenger RNA, 1794 nt
Organism: Penicillium lagena
Lineage: Eukaryota; Fungi; Ascomycota; Eurotiomycetes; Eurotiales; Aspergillaceae
Product: tRNA modification GTPase
Exons: 2
Coding region: 1-1794 (597 amino acids)
Biological process (GO): tRNA wobble uridine modification; tRNA methylation
Cellular component (GO): cytoplasm; mitochondrion
Molecular function (GO): GTP binding; GTPase activity; protein binding
Source: RefSeq, a predicted model, not a curated record